AUGCAUAAAUUAGUUCUACUUGGUGAUCCUGCUGUUGGAAAAACAACACUGUUGACAUAUUUCACAAUGGGAUCAUUUAAUCCACAACAUAAUCCUACAGUUGGAGCAGGUUGCUCAACUUAUCAGUACACAAAAGAUGAUAUUAACGAAUCAGUUCAGAUUUGGGAUACAGCUGGGUCAGAGAUAUACAAAUCUAUGGCGCCCAUAUAUACACGUGAUGCGUUUGCAGCCAUGAUCGUAAUUGAUUUAACUAACGAAAAAACACUCGAUGGUGUUGACGAUUGGAUUAAAUACCUUCAACCAGGCGUUCCUAUUAUUGUUGUUGGCAAUAAAUGCGAUCUCCGCGAUUCACGUAAAAUUAACCAUCUCGAAUGCUACGAAUUUUGCAAUAAACGUGGCUGCGACUAUUUAGAAACCAGCGCCUAUACAGGUGAAGGUGUAGAAAACGCAUUUCAAUCAAUUUUAGAUAGAGCUUUUCAAGUAAGCACAACACAACAAGAAUCUGUUGAUUCUGUUGAUUUACGCGGCACAAAGAAGAAGAAAGAAGGCUGCUGCUAA
Messenger RNA from Trichomonas vaginalis G3, 558 nucleotides. Its product is annotated as GTPase protein. The record is from RefSeq and is a predicted model, not a curated record. Gene Ontology annotation, molecular function: GTP binding; GTPase activity. Lineage: Eukaryota; Parabasalia; Trichomonadida; Trichomonadidae. Bases 1 to 558 code for a protein of 185 amino acids. The transcript has a single exon.